CACUGUAGAAGGAGGAUUUACAAGUGGCAGUGUUGGGUCAGCUGUUGUCAGAGAGAGGAAUUUUUUUUUUUGGUCCUUAUCUUAUCUCUGGCUGAAACCAUGGGACUCAUUCCAUGUGUGGUGCUGCUUUCGCUUCUACUCAUUGGGGAGCUUCAAGCAAGCAUUACAGCUCCUUCUGAUAGUGGAUUUGAGCAGCCCAAGCCUCAGGGUCCCCAGGUUCCGACCUGGCUGCCCAAGCCUCAGCAGCCCCAGGUUCCCAGCUGGCAGCCCGAGGUUCCCAGCUGGCACCUCCAGGUUCCCAGUUGGCAGCCCCAGGGUCCUAGUGGGCAGCCCAAACCUCUGCAGCCCCAGGUUCCCAGCUGGCUGCCCCAGGGUCCUAGUGGGCAGCCCCAGGUUCCCAGCUGGCAGCCCCAGGGUCCUAGUGGGCAGCCCCAGGUUCCCAGCGGGCAGCCCCAGGGUCCUAGUGGGCAGCCCCAGGGUCCCAGCGGGCAGCCCCAGGGUCCUAGCGGGCAGCCCCAGGUUCCAACCUGGCAGCCCAAGCCUGAGCUGCCCCAGGUUCCCGGCUACCAGCCCAAGCCUCAGCAGCCCCAGCCCAAGCCUCAGCCCCAGCAGCCGGUCUACAAGCCCCAGCCCCAGCCCCAGCAGCAGCAGCAACAGCCCCAGCCUCAGCCCCAGCAGCCGCAGCCGGUCUACAAGCCCCAGCCUCAGCCCCAGCCCCAGCAGCCGGUCUACAAGCCCAAGCCCCAGCCCCAGCAGCCAGUCUACAAGCCCAAGCCCCAGCCCCAGCAGCCGGUGUACAAGCCCAAGCCCAAGCCUCAGCCCCAGCAGCCGGUCUACAAGCCCAAGCCUCAGCCCCAGCAGCCGGUCUACAAGCCCAAGCCUCAGCCCCAGCAGCCGGUCUACAAGCCCAAGCCCAAGCCUCAGCCCCAGCAGCCAGUCUACAAGCCCAAGCCCAAGCCUCAGCCCCAGCAGCCAGUCUACAAGCCCAAGCCCAAGCCUCAGCCCCAGCAGCCAGUCUACAAGCCCAAGCCCAAGCCUCAGCCCCAGCAGCCAGUCUACAAGCCCCAGCAGCCGGUCUACAAGCCCAAGCCCAAGCCUCAGCCCCAGCAGCCGGUCUACAAGCCCAAGCCCAAGCCUCAGCCCCAGCAGCCGGUCUACAAGCCCAAGCCUCAGCCCCAGCAGCCGGUCUACAAGCCCAAGCCUCAGCCCCAGCAGCCGGUCUACCAGCUCAAGCCAUCUGGUGGGGUUGGCAUAUAACUGCAACUUAUGUCCAACUAUGGAAGCAGACGGCAAUCUGGCUACAACCCUUAUUAAAGCAGAAGGUGUUUCAUCUGAUGAGCCUUUUUGAUUUAUUGUUUGUGCCUGGACAUCCUAAAUAAAAUGUUGUAUUACA
Molecule: messenger RNA, 1393 nt
Organism: Labrus mixtus (cuckoo wrasse)
Lineage: Eukaryota; Metazoa; Chordata; Actinopteri; Labriformes; Labridae
Exons: 8
Coding region: 100-1257 (385 amino acids)
Source: RefSeq, a predicted model, not a curated record